Messenger RNA from Dermacentor albipictus, 1995 nucleotides. RefSeq lists its product as uncharacterized. The record is from RefSeq and is a predicted model, not a curated record. Lineage: Eukaryota; Metazoa; Arthropoda; Arachnida; Ixodida; Ixodidae.
AGCAAACAAGCCCCGUGUGUCUCCUGACAUCAAAUCAAGUCCUGCAUGUGAGGCAUUUAAUCUGCAAGCUUCUUCAAAGCAGGCACUAUCUGGUGUGUACAUCGCCGAGGACCUCAUUGGCAUGGGCAGCCUUACGGUUGUCGGCAUGUGUGGUCUAACACACUUCUUAGUAUUCGCAGCUCCAGUGGCAUCAGAAAGGUCUCUAGAUACGACACUUUCUUCAACGGAACUCGCCACCAGAGUCGAGGAAAGCGCUGCCAACUACCCGCACAAGAAGCCCAGCUACGCCCAACAGGCUUCCAAGGUGUCAAAGCCAACAUCUGCAGGACCAGCUCUAUUGUGCGCCCUGCUGGCUCCAGGGCGGCUGCCCAGUGGAUCCACCGACCAGAGCUGGGUGUCAUGGAGAAAGCUUCCAGAGCCCAAUAUCUGCGACUACAUCAUCCUCGACAUUGAAGCCAACCCGGACGGGUCAUACAACGAGUCCGAGUACAGCUUCUUGCUCAACUAUAAUACCACUGCGAGAUUCUUGUUCACUUUUGGUUCGGAAUCGUUCCUGGAAGCCAAGGCUGCGUUCCGAAGGACGUCCUUUCGCAAGAGCGCCACUCAGCUUUACAAGACUCCAGGCGUACGCGGCUUCGGUCUCCUAGACGGCGAUACCGGCACCAACGGCUGGGCUCUGACCGACGCUGCCAUCAGACGCGCGGUUCAACUAUUCUCGCAACUCACCCGAGGCCUCGUCGCUGCCGGAUACAAAAAGUCCGUGAUCAGCAAUUUCCUGGGCCUGCGGCCUGUCGGCUUGCGCGGCCACCUCAAGAGCUUCAGCAGUCUCCUAGCGGCACUCGAUGGGGUUGUUGACUUCCUCAUCCUGCUGUCGAUAUCGGCUCCACGGCCUACAUGCUUCGUGGAAGGGUUGUCUGCCUGGAAUCACCGGGACUGCUUCAUGAACGACGACGUGCAGCCUACCUUCGAAUUGUGCUUGGAGCUCAUUUUCAGCGUGGACACGACGGUGUCGCGGUUUGUCCUGACGCUGAGCCUCAGAAUUGACGCCUUCGUAGAUGUGGACGAGUCCUCUGGUGCUGGUCGGUCGUUCUUCAAAAACAAGGCCGCCGGCAAGCAAUGUUACGCGCGCGUUCACCGAUUUGUUCGGCGUGGGGUGUGCCCUCCUGUGGAGAAAGACGAAGGCAACGUCAUGUCCACCGGUUCACCUGGACUCUGCAACUUUGAUGCAAGCCGUUCGCAGAACGAAUGGCUAGUGUAUACCUUUGAGACCCGGGCCAGCAUUGAGAAGACGAUGGUGACAGUGCACGAAAGGUUGGCAGCGAAGAACGUCAGUACACUCAGCUGGCUCAUCUACAACGUCACUUCAUACGUGGCCGACGACUCCUGCCCCGCCGGCACAUCUCGUAUGCACAGAGCCUGGGAGGUUGCCAAACGGUUUCGCCAGUGACGUCCACAAAUAAUCCGACCAAACAUUCCCUGCAACUUAACUAUGAUACACCGCGCCCAACAGUUGAAUGCAUGCGCAUUUUUCUAACUUUUCUCGCAUUGCGCCUUUACGUUCGUAGACUUGUGCCUCGCGUUAGCUGGAACUUGUUCCAAUGGAAUAUGUCCGACCACCGCUGAUGUUAUAUGCCAACUGCGGGAACCUCCGGGCGUAUAUAUUAGGGUAUGCCAUGAAUCUGCAAGGUUCCGUAUUUAUUAUUCUAGGAAUUAAUUUUAAAACUACAAAUGAAAGUUAGUUCCACCAUCGGGCCAUGUGUAUAUUACGUACAUACUCUUUACGAAGCAGAUGCCUUUUUUUCAUUGUUGCCUUUGUUUUCCUGCACUUGGAUGCCGUGUUUGCAUUUAGUUGCCUUAGCAUUAUCUACGCAGAAAAGAAAGAUGAACGGACAUUGCUUCCGAGCGUAAAUGAGUGUGUUUUUGUCAUUGUCCUUUCACAACAAAUCUGUCAUUGUUGCACCGUAUUAAGUCCUAGGAUGAUUGCGUUCGUAUCUG